Molecule: messenger RNA, 687 nt
Organism: Mizuhopecten yessoensis (Yesso scallop)
Lineage: Eukaryota; Metazoa; Mollusca; Bivalvia; Pectinida; Pectinidae
Product: stress-activated protein kinase JNK-like
Biological process (GO): protein phosphorylation; JNK cascade
Cellular component (GO): nucleus; cytoplasm
Molecular function (GO): JUN kinase activity; ATP binding
Source: RefSeq, a predicted model, not a curated record
UAUCUUGUGAUGGAACUUAUGGAUGCCAAUCUAUGCCAGGUGAUCAACAUGGACCUUGACCAUGAGAGGAUGUCAUAUCUCUUGUACCAGAUGUUAUGUGGCAUCAAACACUUACACUCGGCUGGCAUCAUCCACAGAGAUUUGAAACCAAGCAAUAUAGUUGUGAAGUCAGAUUGUACGCUGAAGAUUUUAGACUUUGGUCUUGCACGUACCCAGGGCACAGCAUUCAUGAUGACACCCUAUGUUGUGACCCGGUACUACAGAGCUCCAGAGGUCAUUCUGGGCAUGGGGUACAAAGAGAACGUGGACAUAUGGAGUGUGGGAUGUAUUAUGGCUGAGUUGAUCCGAGGAGCUGUGAUGUUUCCAGGCAGUGAUCAUAUCGAUCAGUGGAACAAAAUCAUAGAGCAGUUAGGAACGCCGUCGAGGGAAUUUAUGCAAAGACUGCAACCAACAGUAAGGAGUUACGUGGAAAACCGGCCUCGCCAUGCUGGUUAUAACUUUGAUAGACUAUUCCCAGAUGUGAUAUUUCCUCAGGACAGUGCUGACCAUAGUGGACUAAGGGCCAGCAUGGCUCGUGAUCUCCUAUCUAGAAUGUUAGUGGUAGACCCAGAAAAAAGGAUUUCUGUAAACGAAGCAUUAAUGCAUCCAUAUAUAAAUGUGUGGUAUGAUGAGCAUGAAGUCAAUGGG